AUGGGAUUUGGGAUCAUCAAGGCUUUCGGCGUUCUCCUUCCACUGAUGGUUGAAAGAUUCAACACAAAUUACGCCACUUUAGGUUUCCUCUGCACUUUACCCGGUUCAAUCAUGCUAUUUUCAGGUCCUUUCGUCUCCUUGGUCCUCCAGAGGGUAGAUCAUCGACUCGUUGCCAUGUUAGGAGGGGUAAUAAGUGCGGUCUGCCUGGUAUCAUGCGGUUUCAUCUCCAACAUUACCGGUCUUGGUAUCACCCUGGCGCUCACAGGCAUUGGCCGAUGUUUUGUCUACCUACCGAUUUCUCUCCUGAUUAACCAGUAUUUCAAAGAGAACUUUGUUCUAAUGAACACCAUAGGAUCAUAUGGUUCAAUUACAGGCGUAAUUUUCCUACCCGUCAUCACUGAGCGAUCUCUAGAAGCGUACGGUUACUGUGGAGUUUUCAUGAUUCUUGGAGCAAUCAUGUUUCAUAAUGUUGCAGGGGCAGCGGCCAUUCGGAAACCAGUCUUCAGCGUGAAAGAUAACACCACUGGACAAAGUGGUAGUGAUCAAGAUCCGUCGGAGGAUGACGGCGAGGAAGAUGGUAUAGAAGGAGGUGAUCAAAUGACCACAUUGAAAGAUGAAUCGAGAAAUGAUAUGGUCCAGGCCCAGGCAGAAAGCCGUUUUCACACCAAGGAAAACUCUGAAAAUACGGACACACAAAAUGCUGCAAUCGAAGUAAUUGCUUUUUUAAUAUCCGAUGAGGAUGCAGGGAUUUUAAAUGACGAUAAUAACUGUAAGGAGCACGUUCCUUUGCUAAAAAGUGCAUUUGAUCAUCCUGGUGAAGUGGAUGAUCUUCCUAAUGCCCCCAGAUCUGGUCAAAAUGUCCGCACAUCAUUUAUAUCUCGCUGCAAACUGUUUAUGACAAAGGAAACUCUGUUCCUAAUGUGCCUCCCAGCGACUUACUUUCGUGCCUAUUCGUUUGAAUCCUGGGCGUUGUACCUAGUGCCUCACGCAGAGCAGAUAGGCAUCACCCCAUCUCGAGCUGUCUUCUUGUCUUCAAUCGGUGGAAUCAGUGGGAUUAUAGGCAGGACAAUUGCAGUCAUUCUCCUCGUUAAGAAAGUACACAUGCUCAAAAUCUACAUUAUCGCCGGUUUUAUUACCACCCUGUCAUUUUUCUUGGAUUUUGUUGGCGAAUCAUUCAUGAUUCGUUCAGUUUGGGCAUUUCUUCAGGGCCUCUGCUUUUUUGUACUGGAUACUGCAGACCCAACUUUUCUUAAAUUGACGUUGGUAGAUGAAAGCAACUUCAGCUUCGGCCUUGGACUGGUGAUGUUAAUGAAAGGUUCUGGUAAUGUCUCGGCAGGGUUAAUCACAGGAGCUUUGCUUGACGUCAUCCAGUCUUAUACCAUCGUCUUCAUGAUGAUUGGAAUCCCUGUUUUGUUCUUCACCAUUAACACUGUAGUCAUAUCGGUACUGUUAAACAGAAGAGUCAAGUCCAAACACGUUUAACAUCGCUCCAGGCAUGAUUGAUUGAAACGAAUCCUCUCUUCACCCAGGAGCUUUGUUUGACGUCAUCCAAUCUUAUACCAUCGUCUUCAUGGUCACUGGUAUACUUGUUGUGUCAACUCACCAUUUCGUUUUAGUCGUAUCGGAACGGUUAAACAAGAGAGUGAUUUUUUUUUUUAAAGUUUAGCAUCGCUGAAAGUUAGAUAGUGUUUUUAUU
Molecule: messenger RNA, 1696 nt
Organism: Strongylocentrotus purpuratus (purple sea urchin)
Lineage: Eukaryota; Metazoa; Echinodermata; Echinoidea; Camarodonta; Strongylocentrotidae
Product: monocarboxylate transporter 7-like
Exons: 4
Coding region: 1-1482 (493 amino acids)
Biological process (GO): transmembrane transport
Molecular function (GO): monocarboxylic acid transmembrane transporter activity
Source: RefSeq, a predicted model, not a curated record